AUGGCGACUGGUGGGAAACUCGACGCUUCGGAUUUCGGCGUCUCUGCCGAUCAAGAGCGAGACGCAGUUCUUUUCCUUCUGAAAACCAGCGGGCAUGAGGCGAUUCACGAAUCCAACACCGCAGAAACGCAGUCCAAUGCGGACGCACCGGCGCCGACGAACGAAGUGGAACCAGAGGGUACAGAGCGGUCUAAUUUGACCCCGCUGGUGUCCCCUCUCUCCUUUUCGUCGUCUCUCCAGGAUUCCUCGGCUGCGGCUUUGAGCGCGUCUUCAGAGCCGCUCGACUUCGGCCCCACGUGCUCGGGAGCUUCCGCAGCGGCGCUCCUGUCCUCGCCUGUCGCGCUUAGCCUCCUGGCAACUCCGUGUCCAGAUGCAGCGGCGGAUCCACUGGGUUCCGUUCCCGUCCCCGCGCGGGGCGCUCACGUCCAGGCGUCUUUCGCGCGCCAGCACCCGGCGCCUCGUCGCCAGGCGCAAGUUGUCCAGGGCGGGGGUGCUUCGCUGUCGACGCAUCCAUUGGAUGACGCUGUUUCUCGGAUCGAAGCGCGCGUGCUCCAGCAACAGGGCGACCAGACAGAUGUGGACGACGCGCAAGGUCAGCCGGGAGCUGUCGUUGACCAAGACCUGGCGAGCAAGGCGGAUGAAAAGCCCGCCCUUGCGUCGAGUGCAUCCGUUGAAAGCGCGACUACGGCCGCUAACAGCUCUGCGGACAGCUCGCCCGCGUGUUCACCCGCGCCUCGCGUGACGUGGACUCCCGGCUUCCGUUUGCCGCUCGGAGCGGAGGGAAGGCAAGUUUUGUUGCGGCGUCUGCGAAGAGCGUACCACGCCUCGCCGCCCGAGACCCGCGACACGUUUCUGGCCUCCCACGGCCUCGUGUUUUCGCGCAUGCCCUUCGCGACGGUGUCGGAGCUUUUCCACCUGGCGCACCUCCUCGGCGUCUUUGACUUCGCAGUGCAAUGCAGUGAAGAAUUCGGUGGCGUGUCGAACGCCACGGGCGCUGUCGCGGGUCGCGGAGGCCGCUCGGGCGCCCUCGCAGGCAACGCCUCCGCAGGCGCCGCAGGAACCGCCGCGGGCAACGCAGGCGACGGGGCCGUGGUGCUUCGUGUUGGAUCUGGAGCGAAGCGCAGGCGCACCGCACUCAAGCGCCACGCGGGUCAGAGUCCGCAGACCGCGCCUAGAAAUCUUCGCGCGCAGGUAGCUCAGCGCAGGCUCCACGGGGCUGGCAGCCGGGAGGUGUUUGGAGGGAUGUCGCCUCAGGACGCGGAGGGCGGCGCCGCUGCAGAGUUCAUGUCCGACGGCACCCUGGGCUUCCUGCACUUUGAAGAACCUACUGCAGAUGCCGAGCAGCUCAACGACGGAGGCGACGUCUGCCGCUCAGCUCUGUCGUCUCCCGUGAGUGCCGCCAGGCGGACGCCUCGAGGACUGAAGAAGCGCCGCCGUCGCCCGCUCGCCUCGCACACUCCGAGUCGCCACCAGUGGGGACCGCACAUGGAAGGCGACCAGAGCGGCUGCGCGCUGUUCGGCUGGACUGGUGGGGUCAACGAGGCGGCCGACUGCGUGCACGACGGGGCGCUGUCUUCAGAUCUUUGCACCCCGCUGAAUGUCAGCCGUCCAGGCUUCCCCUUUGGAGCGGAUCGCAGAGAGCCGGCGAAGGGCUGCACAGGCACGCAAAAGCAGCUGCUGCAGGUGCUCCAGCAACUCGGCCUGUUCAGCCGGGAGAUGGCGAGCGCAGAGGUCGGGGAUUCCGAGAACUUGUCCGCCGCGGUGCACGCUUUGCAGAUGCAGCUGCAGGCGCUGGCAGGCAAUCCGCCCAACCGUGUCGAAAAGGCAGCAUCCCCGUCGAGCGUCCCCAGACGGACUGGAACGAAGCGCGCGGUGUGUCCUGCGCGCCGCACCGGCGCCAGCAACCGCAGACGAUGCAGAGACAUUGUGGACAGGCUGACAAAGGCGGACGAACUCCGAGUCGGGGAGGCGGAGGCCGCGUACUCGCUCAGCGGGUCUUUGUUCGGACUGCACGAGCCGUCGCAGUCAGAGACGGUCGACACCUCGGCGAAGACAGCCGGCAGCAUCGAUUUUUCCCCGAGCGGGGCGCGCGACUCUCUCAGUGACCAAGGCCACACCCGGCAGGAGUCGCUUCCGCUCUCAGUCUCCUCGUCGCUGUCCUCCCUGACGGAGGAGACAGCCCCUUCCUUGGAAGCCCUGCUGGCGCGUUCGCUUGCCGCCAGCAUUGGCAACGGCCAGGAUUGCGCCCCGUUUUUCGGCGGAGCCCAGGCGUGUGUCCCGGCGCCGGACCCCGUGCCGGCUGCGUCUGGGCGUGACUUUUUCCAGUUCGUCGACCAGUUCAAGACGCGGAUGGACGCCACCGAAGAUGCCGUCGCCGCCAAACAGGCGGACGCCUCUCUAGAGGAGCUCACGCGUGAGCGAGAGAUCCUUCUGCGCUCGAUCCUGCAAGGCGAGCUCUCGCAGGAAGCCCCACAAAGGGGGGAGCCCGAGAACGGGGAGCUCGCGACUCCAGACAGCCAGGAAGCGCUGCUGCUGAGUCUCUUGCAGAAGACAAACAGGGCGGCGGUGAAGCGUCCGGUCGCGGACUUCUCGGCGACCGAUGCGGCGAGACUCGAAGACGUGAACGGGUCCGAAGGCGAGGCGUUCGAAAAUUCCCAAGGCCUCCUGGAUGUCUCCCUCGAGGCGCUGCGCGGCCUGUCGUCGCAGGCCGGGGGCUUACAGGCCGCUCGGCAGCGCACGGCUCCGGCGUUUCAAGGCGCAGACCUGUCUCUCGGAUCGUCCGAACUGGUUCAGCUGCUGCAGACCCUCCCGGCAGGCGCUGACUUGGCCUCGGCGGGGCAGGUCAGUCUCCCCGGCAAGUCCACGGCGGCCGUCCCCUCGCCUGCGUCCACCAAUGCUCAGUACGCUCUGGGGCUCCAGUUUCUGCGCCUCGUUGAGAUGUGCCAGCUCCAUAACAAUCUCUCCGGCCUCCUGGGGGCGCUUCCAAAGGUGCAAGGCGAGUCGGGCCUGGCCACUGGCGUCGAGGAAGAGCUCAAACGCGCAGCGCUGGGGGAGCGCGACGACAGCUCGCGGGAAGCCUACGAGCCGACUGCAGUCCGCGCAACUCCGGUGACAACGGGCGAGGACUCGAGCACGCGACACGGCACGGGCUGGGGAAGCGGCUCAGACAGUCUGCGCAGUCGAAGCGGCAGCUUCAGCGACAGAACAACCCAGUCCGGCACGCGGACCUCCCCCGCAGGGAUCGGCUGCAUUCUGGGCGCCGCCGACGGCCUCGCCGAUGGCGUGCGAAGCUCCUUCAGCACGUGCUGCAGCGAGGGACUCCCCGCGAGUGCUUCGGCACCCAGGGGUGAAGCGAUGAGUUACCCGAGCGACGAAGAGUGUUUGCGGCUGAAACUGGCGCGUCAGGGGCCACGCGUAUGCUGA
Molecule: messenger RNA, 3423 nt
Organism: Neospora caninum
Lineage: Eukaryota; Apicomplexa; Conoidasida; Eucoccidiorida; Sarcocystidae
Exons: 1
Coding region: 1-3423 (1140 amino acids)
Source: RefSeq, a predicted model, not a curated record